AUGGCUGUCGUUUUGCAAUCUGACGACAACAGUUAUUUCCAGACUGGAGGUCUGAGGAGGUCACAUUCACAACCCAAAUUCGGUUCACAACAUUCCUCGACUCCCUUCCGCCAGUCCACCUCGGCCUCACACAUAGCCGACUCAUACAGCCACCAUAUGAAGCACUCGACAUCACCCACGUCGGUGGCGAUCUUCUCGGAUUCGGAAGACGACACAGAAUUCUCGUUACCCAACUAUGCAAGCAGCAACAGCGUCGUCACUGGCUACUCUUCCAGCGAACUGGACGACAUGGAGGCACCAUCAAGUCCAAGGACCGGCGACACGUCCAGCAUAAACGACGACGACACAACUCCAACGGAGGACUCCUCGCAUCCCAUUACCCCGUCUGAGCACGCCGAUGAUGACCUGACUAUGAGUCAUCGUCCUAAGCAGCACGUUGAUUAUCUUUCUCACAACUGGCGAGAGGAGGACAUUUGGGAAUCCUGGAAGUAUGUCGUGGCCAGGCGACAGGAAUACGGAAACUCAGCACGCCUUGAGAAUGCUUCUUGGAGGACGUGGAUGAAGGCAAAAAACAACUUGCCCACCGUAUCUCCGGAAUCUGUUAAUUGGCUCAAGGACUGUGACGUGACAUGGUUGUAUGGCCCUCUGCAGAUGGCCUCGAGUAGGUCUGACCCGGUCGAGAUCUCACGCCGUCAGAGUGAGAGGCCCAAAUCGACCACCACGGACAAGAAGCCUAUCCUUAAGAAAAGAAGCAUGUCGGAGGUUAUGCUGCAGAGGUCGAUAUCGACGUCCUCUCUGGUCAGACAGGCAGCCGCUGCUGUGCAGGCGCAACAAAAAGAAGGCGUGCUGAGGCCGUCAGCCCGACCGAGGCUGGAAAGAGCAGCGACGGAUUACAUUACUUUGCCACUUUCUUCUAGGAAUCUUAGCCCAGGAACUGCUGGGUCGAGCCACGCCGCCAGCAGUGCCUCGUCUCGACUUGAGUCGCCCUCUGGCGAGAGGAAACACAUACAUUUCAAAGAGGAGGUCGAGCAGUACAUAGCGCUUGAUGUCAGGGGCGACGACGAUGAUAACCUGGGUCAUGUUGAUGACAGUGACUCGGAGAACGAAGCACUCAUGAUGAGGCGUACCAAAAUCAAGAAGAAGAGGCCUAUUCUCCGUAGAACCGGAAGCUCGGGCCAGGCGGAGAAGACAAUUGCGCCACUGCCUUCGACGACCCUCAAGUAUACGGGCUGUGAGGGGGAGGACGAUGCAUCAUCGGCUAUGAGACAUAGUUAUCGGAGUCCGACAUUGACACCCUCUUCGUCGCAGGAGACUUUGAGGCCAACCAAAAGGGGUGGCGAUGAGUACGAGGACGAUGAAGCCUCAUGUUCUAAAACCAAGGGGAAGGGAAAGAAAUCGACUGGAUUUUCCUUCGCAUCCGACAGUGAGGACGACGAAAGCGACGAUGGAAUGCCUACCAUGGGCAAAGGCAAGGGCAAGCCAGCUCCCGCUGGCUCCGGACUGAAGCGUACCUCAUCGUCCGGUGGCCUCACGAAGCGAACAUCUUCAUCAACCAACCUCGCUGCCGCCGCAUCCUCCAUGUCCGAAUCGACAAGCAGCACUGGAGGCAUGCGACGGACAGAAUCCGGUAUGUUAAUGCCCUAUGAGGAAGGGGACGACUCAUGGGCGGCCCGGGAUGGUGGAAUUGUCGGACGGGUCAUUGAUACGUACAACACAGCACGAGAUAUUGCGCAUGUCAUUUGGAACGUUGGCUUGAUUCUAAUAUCGGCCCGGCCAACUGUCGGGAACUUGCUUCCGAGGACGAGCUCCAACCGGCAUCUAUGCAUGGCUGGCAUAUCACCCAUUACAACAUUUCAGUACCAGCAGCAAAGAAGCGAGGCCACUCUGGAUGGGAAUCUUGUCACGCAGGAACUGUACCAGGGGGCAGUGUGA
Molecule: messenger RNA, 1932 nt
Organism: Pyricularia pennisetigena
Lineage: Eukaryota; Fungi; Ascomycota; Sordariomycetes; Magnaporthales; Pyriculariaceae
Exons: 3
Coding region: 1-1932 (643 amino acids)
Biological process (GO): protein catabolic process in the vacuole; cellular response to glucose starvation
Source: RefSeq, a predicted model, not a curated record